Clonostachys solani is the source of this 1587-nucleotide messenger RNA. Lineage: Eukaryota; Fungi; Ascomycota; Sordariomycetes; Hypocreales; Bionectriaceae. The record is from the annotation of a GenBank genome assembly.
AUGUCAUCCCUGGGCGGGGUUAUUCAAUACUUCGCGAUCUUGGCCUGGGUCGCUUUUGCAGGGUUCUGCUGGACCUACCGUAACAGAGGCAUCCUGUCUUCGUCUUCCGCAAAUGGGGACUGGAUACCAAAGCCCAAGGGUCAGGCCUUCAAAGGAAAUUCUCAGGAGCUCCAGACAAAAGGCGCUGCCAGCUGUAAGGCUUGGUACUCUCUCUACCAACGCUAUGGCCCGGCAUACGAAAUAACCGUUCCAUAUUUCCGCCUCCAUGUGAUCAACCACCCUCGGUAUCUCGAGCACAUCCAGAAGACGAACAGCAAGAACUAUAUCCGGGGCGCAUUCACACGAAAUGUCUUUGGUAAGCUCCACCGAUCGGGAAUCUUCGUCGCCGACGGUAAGGAAUGGCAGGCCCAACGUAAGGCCGCCACCCGAGCGUUUAGCAAGCAGAAUUUCGAGAGACAUAUUACCAAGUCUCUGCACCACUGGCUAGACAUCCUCAUGCGCCUUCUGUCUAAUCUGGCUAAAAAUGACACCGAAUUUGACUUCCAAGAGCUGAUGGGACGCUUCCUAUUCUGCAUCUUUUUGCGGAUAGCGUUUCACGAGGACGAGCUCGCUUUGGAUAUCAUGUCCGAUAGCCCUGAGAGUCUCAACUCAGUUCCCAAGUAUGUCGAGGCAUUCGAUAAAGCUACUCACUUGUUCGACAGAAGGCGCCGCGACCCCGUCUGGAAACUAACUGAGAAGCUCUCCGGGGAAGACAAAAUUACCGACCAGGCUGUCAACCUGUUUUAUGAGCAGAUGGACGCUCUCGUGAAGAAGCGUAUUGAAGCCACUGCAUCUGGGUACCAGUAUAACCCGGAAGGUGGUGUUGAUCUAUUGGAUCUUUUCAUGCAAUCAACAAACGACCCUUAUGAGCUCAGCGGCAUGAUAUUUGCAUUUCUAAUUGCAGGCCGUGAUACGACGGCGUACUCAACAUCCUGGCUGAUGAAGGAGAUCUUUCACGACGAUAACAAACACCUCGAUGCCGUUAACAAGAUUCGCGCGGAGGCGAAGGAAACAAUCGCUGAUGGUGGCUAUUUGGAGUACGCCAAUACGUCCAAAAUGCGAUUCACUCACGCCAUGUGGGACGAGACAGCAAGACUAGACACAGUCUCUCCAGCGGGGCAGAUGGAAGCAGCUGAUGAUGACGUCCUGCCUGCGGUUCCAGAGCUCAAUAUGCCACCACGGAAGAUUAAGAAGGGUGAUAUUGUCAGCUAUCAAAACUAUGUUCUCUCCCGCAUGCCCGAGGUUUGGGGAGACGACGCAGGCGAGUUCAAGCCGGAACGGUGGUUCGAUGAGGAUGGCAAGAGCAUAUCUUUCAGUCCAUUCAAGUAUCAUUCGUGGAAUGCUGGGCCGCGCAGCUGUCUAGGCCGACCACUUGCCACGUAUGAAGGUAUUUCUAUCGCGGCUGCCAUUAUACAAAGAUUUGAUGUCAUAAUAUCGGAUACGGGGAAAGUUUACGAGCCGCUUGCAGCUCUGAAUAUGGUAUGCCCAUUCCUCCCCAGCGUACAUAUGCCUGUUGAGAAGCAAGACGCAAAAUCUGUUCAUCCCUAA